Symbiodinium necroappetens is the source of this 249-nucleotide messenger RNA. NCBI's taxonomy places the organism in Eukaryota, Dinophyceae, Suessiales, Symbiodiniaceae. The record is from the annotation of a GenBank genome assembly.
AUGAAGGACUGUGCGGUUGUGGACACGGAGACGGCCAAGAUGGAGUGCGCCUGGGGAAUUAUCUACGCAUUUGACAACUUCGGUUGGGCCGUUGAGUACAUCCUACAGAGCAUCAACGACUGCAAGGAGGAAGGCAACGUCGAUGUUUUAUGUGCCGAAGCCAUUGGGGACAUUGUGUUCUCAGGAACUGGCAUGAUGCCAUCCGUGGCUUGGGCGUAUCGCGACUGUCGGCAGCGAUUCCGGAGCUGA